Messenger RNA from Prorocentrum cordatum, 1903 nucleotides. Lineage: Eukaryota; Dinophyceae; Prorocentrales; Prorocentraceae. The record is from the annotation of a GenBank genome assembly.
AUGGAGUUCCGGCUCACUCUGUCCCACGCGCAGACAGAUGGCAUUGCAUUUAUGGAGGGCAAGCGGGUGUACGCCUCGUCGGGCCCCGCUGGUGGCGGGAGGGGGCGCUUCCUCCGUGCCCACCGCCUGCCGAGGGACCUCGUGGCGGUUCCAGCCGUGGCGGGCGACGGGGGCCCCAGCGAGGAGCUGGUGCGGCCCACCACGCUGCUCUUCUCGGCGCUCGGCGGCUCCCUGCUGCUCAGCUCCCUGGCCUCCGUCGCCAUCUCGAUCGCCCAGUCGACGACCUCCGGGCUCGGCCUGUGGAGCAUCCUCUCCGCUUACUUCCUCUGCCUCUCCGGCCUGUUCUGCUGGCUCCCGGAGGCCUUCGCCAGCAAGGUGCGCUGGCGGGAGCCGCUCGCCCGCACGCUGUGGAGAUGCGUCUGGCCCAUCAGGUCGGCGCCGACCCCCUUUGUGGAAGUGCUGGUCGCUGACGGCCUGACGUCUACGGCCAAAGUCUUCUUUGACCUGGCCAUGGUGUCCUGCGCGGCGUUCAACUCCAUGGACCUAUGGCGCCCGACCGCACUCGCGAUAUCGAUGUCCGAGGACGCGGCGCUGCAGGGGCAGCGCAGGACACUGCUGGGGGAGGCCACCGACCAGUGCAGCCGGUCCUCCGUGCCGUUCUUUUUCUGGGCCGCGCCUUUCCUGAUACGUGGCUACCAGGAGACUUGUAUCCUGACGAUCCGCAACACGAAGGACGGCCACACCAGCCAGAUGCAGAUGAUCAAUCUGGCGAAGUACGUCUCGAGCCUCCCGAUAGUGUUGUUCGCAUUCGGCUACGCGCAGAACCAGCCAGAGUUCUCCAUGGACCCGGAGGAUUUUGAGGUGCUGUGGGCACUCGCUGCCAUCGUCAAUUCCGUGUUCUCGCUGAUGUGGGAUCUGGUGAUGGAUUGGGGGAUCUUGCAGGCAACGGGGCCGCCCUGCACGUCAAGACAUUUCGGGCUCCGGCCGAACCUUCUCUUCCGCAGCAUGUGGGGCUUCUACCAUUUUGCGAUCCUGCUGAACCUCGGAGGACCCCCCGGCGGACGAUGUGGUCGCUGCGCUGGUCGACGACCGCCACGCUCUUCCUGGGCAGUUUCUUCCUGUCCACCGUCCAGCAGGCCGCUGAGGUGACCCGGCGCUGCCUGUGGAACCUGCUGCGCGUCGAGUGGGAGCUGCAUCAAGAAGGGCGUGCACCGCGCCCACAAGCACGUCGAGGUCUGACCGCAGCGGGCUGGGCGCUGGCAGCCGUGCCCUCCCCUUUCGGGACGACCGAACUGGCCUUCGAGCCUUUGGACCCUCCAGCCUCUCGAGCCUUCCGAGCGGCAGAGCAGGAGCGACGCGCGCCCCGGGGAGAUGAGGGCCCGCGUUGUGGCAGUGAGCGCUGCGACGGGACGCUGCACGCGGCCAGGUGCGGCGCGCGCGGCGGCCAGCCUUCGCAGACGCGCUGGGGGCCGCACGAGGACUGCACUGGUCUCACUUUUGUGAGGCGGGGAUCUAGACAUAGCCCCCUCGCCGCCUCCAAGGUCUCACCACCUUUGCCGUUACGCGCUGAUUACGCGGACAGCCUUGUCCAAGUCAUAGCCUCGAGCUCUAGGUUCUAGAAUGCACUUCAAUCAAGAUGAGAAUGCUAUUGAAUUUUGGGCGUGCCUGUGGUGCCAAGGAGCGCCCAGGGAUUCGCCAGAGAGCCUUGCGAGACACACUUGUUGUUAGCUCCGCCCGCUGCUGCACAGCAGCCACGGGUUUGCUUUCUUCGCCUCGCUUUGCUGUAGCGGGCAAUUUGUCGAAUGAUGCCUCAUGGCCCUGAACAGACCAGCGCAAUAUCCUCGGCGUGUGCCUUCGACCAGAUCAAGCUCCUUCUUCUCAGAUCCUUUGCCGCGUGCGGUGC